Molecule: messenger RNA, 328 nt
Organism: Amphimedon queenslandica
Lineage: Eukaryota; Metazoa; Porifera; Demospongiae; Haplosclerida; Niphatidae
Product: veficolin-1-like
Exons: 3
Source: RefSeq, a predicted model, not a curated record
GAGAAUCAAUUAUCAUUUCAUUAUGAAGUAUCCAGUUCCUCUACUGAUACUACUAGUCACUAUUGUUCACAGCAGUUCUGCUAAAUGUAUUGAGGAUGAACUUCCAAUAACAUUCAUUAAUUCAACUGCUAAUGCUCCAUUAUAUUGUCCAAUAGCUCGUGAUUGCAAGGGAUGGCUGGCAGCAGGUGUUAAUAAAAGUGGAAUAUAUCCUGUCAAACCAGACAAUGGAACCGGUUUUCAAGUAUACUGUGAUAUGGAGACUGAUGGUGGUGGAUGGACUGUAUUUCAGAGAAGAGUUGAUGAUAGUGUUGAUUUCUAUCGUAACUGG